Ylistrum balloti is the source of this 1186-nucleotide messenger RNA. RefSeq lists its product as uncharacterized. The transcript has 3 exons. NCBI's taxonomy places the organism in Eukaryota, Metazoa, Mollusca, Bivalvia, Pectinida, Pectinidae. The record is from RefSeq and is a predicted model, not a curated record. Gene Ontology annotation, molecular function: calcium ion binding. Bases 306 to 716 code for a protein of 136 amino acids.
ACACACAUGCUUUAAUUUAUGACUGCCUGUUAUCAUGACGGACAUACAUACAUCUAUUUUGAUGAGCGCCUCCAGUUUGCUAUAGGGAAAGUUUGCUGCUAGAAGUGCUUCCAAUUAUCUGUCGGGGUUUGCGUCACACUGUCCACGCAUAAGCUCUGGAAACCUGACCGUAUAUAUUCAUUGUGAAGUCAGCUACCGUGAACAUUGGACUGUCCAUUCGCUGUGAACUGUCCAUUCGCUGCUUUCAAUAUAUUUCGGUGUACAGCCUUGAAGUGUUGUGACCUUGUCGAGCGUCAGUACGAAGGAUGGCCUGCAGUGAGGAAAAAUUGACGGACAUAUUCCAAAAGGCCGAAACUAGUGGAGAUGGGGUAGUAACGCCUGUGGAACUCAAAAAGUUAAUCCAGAAUGAAUUUGGGAAUGACAUAAGCAACGAGGAUCUUGUGGCUAUGUUCUGUGCCCUUGACAGAAAUGGAGAUGGCGUUAUCACCUUGGAGGAGUUCUUGAAAGAAAUGUCCAAGAAAGACCGAAGGACAGCGUUUUCAGAGAAGUUUAAAGAACUUGACAAGGAAGGUUGCGGGAAACUAUCCAAAGAUGUGAUCUGUCAGAUGCUGAAGGAGGAAAACUUUGACGACGACCAAAUCAAUGAAAUGUUUAGUCAUGUGGAUACCAAUGAUGACGGCGUUAUCUCUCGCGAGGAAUUUAUGGCCAUGGUGUGACGUCACUAACUACAAUCUGCCAAGGUGUACAAUAAUUCUUAUAAGGUAGAUUCUUAAAAGAGUAGUAUGUAGCUUUUAAUGACACAUAGUGAUCUCAAAUAUCCAACAUAUACACUGAAAACGUCACCAUUGUGUAAGAAUAUCGACGUAAACAUCAUUCCUGGAACAUAGACCGAGUACCAGUCGUGUUGUCGUAAUUUUGUCCUUGACUAAGAUGGGUAACCCGUAUUGCACUGAAGGGACGGACCUCCCAUAUGUUGUUCAGGAAGGUGGCUUAUAGCUACUGCCUCAAAUAUUUAUCAAGCUGUUCAAGGGGAGAUAAACCAAACAAACACACAUAAAGAUGCCUUUGCCAAUUACUUCUUUAUCAUUGUCUGAAGACUUUGGUUCUUGUAUAACAGACAAAAAAUAUGUAUAUUUUUAUAGAAUAUUUAUAUAUAUGACGCAUUCCAUUAGUCCUUAGUUAUCGA